This is a messenger RNA of Brassica napus (rape), 4742 nucleotides long. RefSeq names its product RING-H2 finger protein ATL1. Gene Ontology annotation, molecular function: transferase activity. Lineage: Eukaryota; Viridiplantae; Streptophyta; Magnoliopsida; Brassicales; Brassicaceae. The record is from RefSeq and is a predicted model, not a curated record. Bases 1749 to 2846 code for a protein of 365 amino acids. The transcript has a single exon. Gene Ontology annotation, biological process: protein ubiquitination.
UUUUUUCAUAAGUUUCUGGAAUGAAUAGUUUUUAAUGUCGUUCUCAGAAAAUUUCAAAAGUAAAGUCAGUACAAUGUAAUUAAGUUACAUAUGAUAUAUUAUUCUGCUGCUCUGUUAGGGUAGUAUUUGUUUAUUUGUAAAUCAUAACCACAAAUCUGAAUCUUAUUUUGUCGAUUUGUGAUUUUCAUAUUUCCCACUAUAUUUCUGAGAACUGUGAUUUCCAUCGGGAGGUAAUCAAAAUGUCUUGAUUUCUUUUGAUUUUUUUCAAGCCUGUCAAUAUUUUUUUUGAAACGAGUUUUAUUCAAGAGAUACAAUAAUCAGUUUGAAAAUUAGUGUCCACUAUGUUAUGUCUCCAUCGUGGCCACGUUUUCCUUUUGCACUGUUUGAAAAUCUGAGAAAUAAUAAAUUUAUGGUAUCUCUUUCAAAAUAUCCAUGCCAUGCAAAAGUCGAGUAUACAUAUGCACCUAUAUGAAAAUCAAAUACAUAAAUUAUAUAUACACAGACUUACUGAAGCCACAACUGUUAUUACUGAAAUAUUUUAGUUGUGGAGGUAUGAAUUUUAUUAAUACUAUUUUCUGAAGAUGGGAAAUGAUUGAUAAGAAACAUUUAAAUAUACCAUGAAACUGUAUUUCUCACCGAACAUGUUCUGUCAGUGUCACUAUCACUGUGAGCCAAACUCGAAGAGCAUACAUACACGAUAGAGUAUGGAAACAUUGUGGCGUCCUUAAAUUUUUUUUUAUUCUGUCUGCCAGAGUCAUCUUUUAUUCUCAGAUUCCAUAAAUCUAAAAUAGGAAAUGAAAAAUUAUAACGAAAACUUUUUGAGUUUUUCUAGCGGUGGAUUUGACUUUUCUAAAUUUCUUCUAAUUCUCAUGUUUUCUUCACGGUGCUAGACAAAGAGACGAUAAGUCUUACUAACUUUGUGUCUUUUUGUAACGUGUUGAGCCACAGCUUAGAUCCACCAUAAUUUUUGGGGGUUAAAGAUUUAUGCAAUCUUCAAUAAUUUUCUCAAUUUACAGACAAAAUGUGAAUAUUGAUCAAAUUAUGUAUUUUACAAAUCAAAUUUUAAAGUCUCAAUAAUAAUUUGGAAAGAAAUAAUAUUCAAAUUAGCAACUAACAGUCAUGGUUAGCUGGAGUUUACAGACUAGAUAAGCGAAUCCAAGUUUAUCAUCAGUACAUUUGAAUAAAUAUAAAGUAUACUACAUGGAGAAACACAACUUAAUUUCACUAUAUCCAACUAAGUUAUAAUCAAAAUGCCUAUUAAGUUAAUCCACUUGGAAUAAGUAAGUAGUUUUCCCUUAUUGUUUAGUGUUUACUCUUAUAAAAGUACAAAAAACUGCUUAAAUCAAAGAACCCUUACAGCAAACCAGUCACAUAGAUCGAGAACAUCAAAAUAAAUAAAAAAUUAAGAAGGAUGAUAGCUUAAAUGUAGUAAACAAGAAACAAAUAUGAUAGCCUAAACAAAUUAAAACAUUAAUCAUAUAAAAGAGCCUCUAAAAAUCUCACCAACUCUCUCUCUUUCCUCAGCUUCAUUUAUGUUUUUCUCCUCUACCACUCUCUGCUCCUCUCCUUUGGUCUUUCUUUGUCACACGCAUUCACGUAUAUAUACAAACACAUCAGAUUCUUGUUUAGAGAAAGAGAAAGAUUCAAUAGAAAAAUUAUUUGAUUUGUUCAUUUAUUUCUACUGAGUAUAACCCUACAAGGCUAGAUUUUACAUUUUUUUCCUUCUUUUCAUAGAUUUUUUUGAGUCAAUGGAUUUAACGGACCGUGGCAACCCUUUCAACAAUCUAGCUUUUCCACCGCCACCGCCGCCAUCCACCACCUUCACAAGCCCUCUAUUCCCAAGAUCAAGCUCUUCCGCCACGAGUUUUCCCAUUCUCGCCGUGGCAGUGAUCGGAAUCUUAGCUACUGCCUUCUUGCUUGUAAGUUACUACAUCUUCGUGAUCAAAUGCUGUCUUAACUGGCACCAAAUCGACAUCUUCCGCCGCCGAAGAAGAAGCCAAAACCCUCUAAUGAUAUACUCUCCUCAUGAGCUAAACCGAGGUCUUGACGAGUCAGCCAUCAGAGCUAUCCCAAUCUUCAAGUUCAAGAAGAGAGACGUUGUUGGAGGAGAAGAUCAGGACAAGAGCUCCCAAGAAUGUUCUGUUUGCUUAAACGAGUUUCAAGAAGACGAGAAGCUGAGGAUUAUUCCUAAUUGUUGCCACGUGUUUCACAUUGAUUGCAUUGAUAUUUGGCUUCAGGGCAACGCGAAUUGUCCCUUGUGCAGAACCAGCGUUUCUUGGGACGCAAGUUUCUCUCUUGACCUAAUUUCUGCACCGAGUUCUCCUCCUAGGAAUGGGAAUCAUGGAAACGACGCGGUUCAAGGAGGUGACAAUGAGUUCUUCGUGAUUGAGCUUGGGAGCAGUAAUGGUAAUAAUAGACAAAGCGUGAGAAGCAGAGAGUUACUUGCAGAACAAGAAAGGGCUACCUCGGAGGAAGUGUUGAUAAGUCCUUCACCAAAAAAGUUUGAUCUUCAUGCAAUGCAUAAUAAAAAGGGAAUGUUUCAUAAAGUGACGAGUAUGGGAGAUGAAUGCAUCAAUACUCGUGGAAAAGAUAGUCAAUUCAGUGAGAUCCAGCCCAUAAGAAGAUCGAUCUCGAUGGAUUCUUCACUGGAUCGCCAGAUGUACUUGGCUGCUCAAGAGGUGAUUGGCCGGAACACCGGGAAGGCUGUAAUGGUGGCCGGAGACGGUGGAGGUUCUGCGGAAGGUUGUAGCAGUAGUGGUGGUGAUAAUAACAGAGUGAUGAAGAGAUGUUUCUUCUCUUUUGGAAGUAGUAGAUGUUCUAGAAGUUCCUCAAUAUUGCCUGUUUAGUUUGAACCCAAAUUGUCUUUCGUCUUCUUUAUUUAUUUUUUGAAAAUUUUAUAUUGUUUUGUGAAUUUUUAAAUAAAUAAUUAGAGAUGAAUCUCUUAAAAUUAUUUUGGAGGGUGAGGUUGGAGAGAAAUGUAUGCUCACUGUUUAUAAGUCAAAGGAGAUAAUGAGUAGUUGAAUAGUUCCAUUGAAAUAGUAGUGAAUAGUACUACUUUUUAAAAAGAUGUGAAUAGUAUUCUCUUUGCAUCAAAUGUGCUAAGGAAUCAAAAAAGUCACACCAACUGUGUAGGUGAUUUUCUUAUUUUUUAAAUUCAGAAAGUAGAACAAAGGUUAAAACAGACUGAAAUUUGGCUAAGAGUCGAAUUCUUUGCUAGCCAUUAAUUUAACACUGCAUAUCCAAGAAUUCUCCAAAGCUUGUAAAUUUCCAAAACCUCUUUUAUUUGAGUUCAUGUCCUGUUAGAAAGACCUCCAACAGUAUCAAUACAACGAUGAAGAAAAUGGACAGGGCAAAAAAAUAAACUUGCUAGGUUUAAGCAAACUCGUAAUAAGGAAUUAAUAUAAUAAGUUUGAGUUUGUAAUAAGGUGAAGAAGCAAAAAAAAAUCUAAUAUAAAACUCCAUAUUUAAAGUACAUAGCAACUUAACUGAAGUGAACAAAGCUAAAAGAUAGCGAGCUAGGACAGCUUAAGCGGUUCUUUCAAUCUUUGAUCUCAGAUUUGUCUGCAGCCAAAGCACCACUUACAAUCUUGAUCUCGGGAGCAAGAGACCCAUUUUGUUCCCCUCAGGCAUGUCACACGAAGCGCUUGUUUCAAUCUUCGAGACUCUUACUCCCCGUAGGUUUUCCGAAAACGCGCCUGUUUCUUCUUAAGGCGCAACAGCAAAAGAUAAGUAGAAGAACCUUCCUUACCAUUCACUUGAUCUACAUGGAGAUUCAUACAUGGCACAUAAUAAAACUCAGAUUAAAGGGAAAAGUAAAGCCCUAGCUAAAUAAAACAGUCGGUUUCAAACCAAACAAUAACACUACAAGAAAACACAAGUUUUACGAGGGCAGUUUUCCUCGCUAAUUCGUCGUAAAAGCAGUGUUACGACGAAUUAGCGAGGAAACCCGUUUCGUCGUUAUAUGUUUGUCGUAACGCAUAUAUCCUCGCUAAAUCGUCGUAAGUUAGCGAGGAAAUAAUUUCGUCGUAAAAGCGAAGGAGGAUAUUUCGUCGUAAAGACCACGUAAAGAUUCCUCGUAAGGACGUCGCUAAUUUUCCUCGUAAAGACCACGUAAAGAUUCCUCGUAAGGACGUCGCUAACAUUCCUCGUAAUUACCACGAAAAUCUUUCCUCGUAAGACACACGUAAAUAAAUACUCGUAAAAUUGACGUAAAUUGAAAACUUUCCACGUAAAGAAAACGUAAAAACCUUGAUAGAUUUCCAAACGUUUCCUCGUAAAAACCACGUUAAGCUUCCACGUAAAGAAGCCGCAAAAUUAGCUACGAAUUUACUUCGUUUCAUUAUUUUAUAGAAAUAUAAAAAAUUAUAAUUAUAAAUAUAAUUUAAAUUAUUUAAAUUAUUAAUGAAAUUAAAAUUCUAAAAAAAUCAAAACCAAAAUAUUUUAUUUAUAAAUAAGUUUUGAAUUCAUAAUACAAUAACCGAAAUUAAAAAGAACUUGGGUGGUCGUUAAUUAAUCGCCUCGUAGAAUUCAUCACUCCUCGCCUGAACAUCCGCCUCGGCAUGUGAGUCGUCGGUCGGUGACUGGCCUGGGAUAGGAUUUUGUUGUCGCAUGGUCCUCAACAAAGUCGCCCAUUCCGGAUUUGUGGCCGCUACAACGUCCAAGAAGCCCUCGAGUCCACCCAUACGAGAUCGCAGCUGAGUAGAAUCUCUACGCAGCUCAGUAGACUCUCUACGCAGCUCUUC